UCUACUCGCAUAAAAUCCAAGAUGGCGAACCUUCACUGAGCAAAGUGCCAGUUGUGUGUGCUAUUCUAAAAAAUCCAAAAACUCACACGUUUUCUCGAUUAAAAGAAAAUAAUAAACUCGUGUUUUCUAUUAACGUGAUUAAAAAUGUGAAAAUUCUUUUUUUGAAUUUGACAAAAGUGUUCAAAUUCCCCUGUGAAAUAAGUGAAAGAAAUGUGAAAAGUGUAUUUAGGAAAAAGAAAAAAAAAACCUCGCUAGUGCUGUCCUCUGUGCAAGCUUCUCCGAAACUAACAAAAAGAAUAAUUUUCAGGUGAGAAGAAAAAAAUAUAAAUAAAAACAAUAGUCAGGUGUUAAAGUGAAUAAAAAAAAACAAUUGAUAAAUUCGCGUUGUGAAAUAAAUCAAAUAUUGAGGUACGUUAAUUAAAAAAGGAUUUUUUUUUCACUCGUGUCGCCAUCUGUCGGACAUAUGUCAAGAGAAUUGUGAUUGGUUUUUGCAUUGAAUCGUUGAAAAAAAGAAUUUUUAGUGAAAAAAAAACGUUUUAAAAUAAAUUUCUUAAAAACUAAUAGUGUUAUUAAAUUUGUUUUUGCGAAAGAAAUAAAAAAUUUGCAAUCGAACAAGUAAAAUCAUGUUGCCUAGAUGGUGUCAUGGCGACUUUCUCAAUUGACCAAUCAGCGUUGAGUUUCAUAAAUUCCCUUGUGUUUGUGUGAUUCGCGUCAUUUCGUUUAGUGUACACGCUCCCCUCUUCUAUUCACGUCAAGUGAGAAAUAAAAUAUUUCCUUCUCUUUUUUUCGAAAUAGAAAAAAAAAAAAAAAAAAUUUUGUCCCUUAUUUUCGCGACGAAAAAACCUUUUUUUUCCCGUAACAAUCGAAAUAAAAAACGGCUUCUAAAAAGUUAAUUUCAUCAUUCUCGAAAUAAUGGCGGUACGAUGGGUCACGUGACCCUCGCGGAAAUAAAAGGGGGAGAUAUCAGAGAGAGACAGAGAGAAAUGGCGCAAACCAGAGAUCGAAAACAUGGGAAAUGUUGCGUGUUCCCGGGGGAAUGUCAAUGUUUAUUUGUUUACAAUGAUAAUAAUAAUUGAAAAAUGUUUAAUUGUGACACGUGUUUUUUGAAAAGUGAGAUAAAAAUUUUACGUACAAAAAGUGUGUGAAUUUUUUUGCUAUUGUGUUUUUUUUGUUUUAUUUUUCACGUCGUAAUAUAUAGUGGGAUAUAUAUAUAUAUAUAUAUAGUUUGGUGUGAAAAAUGACGGGACGUGGGACAAAACGUCGUGGAAGACCGCCAAAGUCGGUGGUUAUGGAGAGACCAAAAAAAUUUCAAUAUCAUUUAAUGAAAAAACCAAAAUAUUUACAACAAAAUAAAGGAAUUGAUACGCCAUCAAGUCAACCGGGUACGCCGACAAUUUCGAGGGCGUCGUCACCGGUCGAAAGUGAGGAAAGCAGACGAAGUACGAGAAGUAGAAAAAGCCGUGGUGGACGAGAACGAAAUUCACGAAAAGGUGGACAUACAACAGGUGCAUAUCAAAGACGUGGUUACAAUACAAAUGUCGAUUAUCAUGAUUCAGAAUAUCAUUAUGGCUCUGAUUUUGGUGAUGAAUCAAGUGAAAAAAGUGAUCUCGAAGAAGAGCCAAUACAAUCGGAUGAUAAUUCAUCGGAAUCAAUACAAGAACAAGAUCCAUCAAGCGAUAGUGAUUUUUCAUUAUCAAGCUAUAGUAAUACAAGUGGUACACCACGUAAAUCAUUAUUAAAUCAACAACAACGACCGCCAAGUCCCGAGCCAUUAUGGUUACAAAAUCGUGAAUUACCAACACUUGAAUUACCAAAAUCAUCAGAUGAUUUAUUAGUACCAAAACAAUUUGUCAUGCCAUGUUUAUCAAUUUAUGAAGUAUUGAGACAUUUUCAAACAUUAGUACGUUUAACGCCAUUUCGUUUUGAAGAUUUUUGCGCAGCACUAAUGUGUGAGGAUCAAACAAAUUUAUUAACGGAAAUUCAUAUAAUGUUAAUAAAAUCAUUAUUGCGAGAGGAAGAUUCACAACAAACACAUUUUGGACCAUUGGAUCAAAAAGAUUCAGUUAAUGUGAGUUUAUAUUUUGUCGAUUCAAUGACAUGGCCUGAUGUUUUACGUUCAUAUAUUGAAAGUGAUCGUACAUUUGAUCAAAAUAUAUUGACAAUACUUGCCAAUUGUGAAUAUCCAUUUACAAAUAUUGACGAUAAAAUUAAGGUACUACAAUUUUUGACAAAUCAAUUCCUUAUCACGAAUCCUGUUCGGGAGGAUCUUUUACAUGAAGGAAAUGUUCAUUACGAUGAUCAUUGUCGAGUUUGUCAUCGACUUGGUGAUUUACUAUGUUGUGAAACAUGUCCAGCUGUGUUUCAUUUGAGUUGCGUUGAACCACCAAUGGUCGAUGUACCAACUGAAGAUUGGCAAUGUAGCCUAUGCAAAGCGCAUAAAAUCAGUGGCGUUGUCGAUUGUAUUCCGGACGUUGAAAAAAAGGGAAUUCUCUGUCGACAGGAACAUCUUGGCUUCGACAGACAUGGACGAAAAUAUUGGUUCCUUGGACGACGAGUUUUCAUUGAAAGUGAAGACGGCGAAGUUUGGUAUUACAGUACGCCAUUACAAUUAGAGGAAGUAAUCGCUGCAUUGGAUAAAACUGAAAUGGAAGUUGCACUCUUUCGUGAAUUAUCCGAUUAUAAAGAUGAAAUUGUCCGUCAAAUGGAAAUAACCGAAACACUCACCAAUCAAUUUAAGGGCAACAAAAAAUCCUAUCUCGAAGUUGAAAAUGCGACAAUUUUGAAACAAAGAAAAGAACGUGACGAGCGCAUUGAAAAGGAAAAAGAGGAAAAACUUGAGAAGGAACGUCUCGAAGCAGAGGAAAUGGUACGUAAAAUGCACGAGGGAACAGAUUCACUGGAGGAACGUUUGGCAAUUGUUUCCGGACAAAGUGACGAUAAAGAAAAUGAAAUUUCAACCUCGACAAAUCAAGUUCCUGAUUGUAUUGGCGAUACAAUUGAAGUUAGCGAAAGUACUGAGAAUCUUGCAAAAAUGAUGAAAACCCCGUCGUCAUCAUCGACCGACGAUAUUGAAGAGGAAUUAUCGUCAACUGUUGUUGAAACCUCAACAACUACAACAACAACAACAACAACAACGCCAACAACUCCAACUACAGCAACAACAAACGAAGAAGGUGUAAAAAUUAAAGACGGUAAAUCACAUAAAAUUCUCACACGUUCAAAAACAGGUUCUUUAACCCCUCGUACUUUCAAUAUGGAAGAUUUAAAAAGACGAAAUAAAGAAGAACUCGAUAGACAAUUAAAGGAAGAAAGCGAAAGUACACGUUUAACACGUCAAAAAGCACAUCAAAUCGCAACGGGAACACAUUUAUUUAAACUUGGUAUGGACAAUAAUUUUAAAUCCUAUGUCAAUCAAUAUACGACAAAUGUUAUUGCGCUGAAUAAACCCCAACGUAAUGAGGAACGUGAUAAAAAACGUCAUUUAUCGCAUAAAUUCUCAUUAACGCCAUUGUCGGAAUUUAAAUGGAUUGGCAGUAUCACAGGAACACGUGCUCUUUUAGUGUCAACAUUACGACAAACGAUAUUACAACUUGAGAGUAAUAUACAAGCAUCGUUUAUGCAUACAAAUUGGCCACUAUUGAGAAAACCAUGGACAAGUGCAGUGGGUACUUGCGUGAAUGCACGUGAUUUUGCACGAGCUUUAAUUGUCCUUCAGGCUUGCAUUAAACAAGUUGUUUUUGCAAAUGUUUGGCAUGAACAAUUGGGACAUGUGAAAUUAAAACGUGUCACUGCAUUGGAACGUGAGGAAAAGAAACGUUUGGAUAAAAAAGAGAAAAAAGAGAAAGAGGACGAGGAGGAACGUAAUCGUUUAACGUAUAAUUUUGUUAAAUACACAUUGGGUUUGAAACAUCAAAUUUGGAAACAAAAAGGUGAAGAAUAUCGUGUACACGGUCAAUGGGGUUGGUUGUGGAUUUCCGCUGGUAGAAGGCUGAAAAAUCAUCCAGUUAAAGUUGAUCUUAAACAGGGUGCACAAAAAAUAAUGCUACAAAUACGCGAUCAAGAUGGUAUUAAAAUAUUGGCAUUGGAUCCAAUGACGCAUGAUUAUAUUGUCGAGGAAUAUGGCGAGAAGAAAAUUGAUUCUGCCAUUGUGAAAAGUGAUUCUUCUGAUGGUUUAAAAAUUGAUAAGGAAACAAAAAUUGAGAGGGAAAAAAUUGAGGACGAAAAAUGUGACAAGGAAAUAAAAGUGGAGGUCAAGGAGGAGACGAGGGUCAAGCGAAGUUUGCGGAAUCAACAGCGACGUGAGUCAAAAUUACUUAAAGAAGAGGAAAUGAAAAAUGAAAUCAAAAAAGAAGAUUCCGCCGCUCUUCAGUCUGAUUCCGCCGCCUCCAAGAUUGAUUCCACUGAUUCUAAAAUUGAUUCUGAUGGUUUUAAAGGCUAUUCCGCCGAUGUCAAAAGCAAUUCAAUUGAUUCUAAAAAUGAUUCCGAUGGUUUUAAAGGCUAUUCCGAUAAAGAUAUGGAGAAAAAUGAUUCCACAGUUACAAAAAGUGAAUCGAAUGAUUCAAAAGAUUCCAAUGAUUCGACAGAUAGUAAAGAUUCCACUGAUUUAAAAAAUAAUUCCAUCGAUUUGAAAAAUCAAACAACAAAAGAGCAAAAAAAUCGUACAAAUCUUGCAUUCCUCGCUGGAAUGAAAAUACAAAAGGUAUUUGAGCCAAUAAUAAAUUUGGAGGAAAUUGAUAUUAUGAAAGCGUUAACAACACCUGGUAGGAUACUUUAUCCAAAAAUAGCGAAAAAAACACGAAUUGAUGAAUUUUUAGCGCGACGAACACAUUUAAAAAUACUUGAGGAGAGGAAAUUUUUACAAAUUGAAAAACCAAGUUGUUUAAAUCAAAUAUUGAAAAAUGAUAAUGAGGAACGUAAUAAUAAUACUGGGAGUGAAACUAGUGAAACAACAACGACAACAAUGACAACAGCAACACCUGAACUUACUGAUAUUGUGAAUAAUAUUAUUUCUGGUAAACCAUUAAAUAAAUCAAUAACGCCACAAGCUAAAAAUUUAAUUAUUGUUUUAUCGAAACGUAUUCAACAAGUACGUUUACAAUAUGCGAAUAUAAUGAAAUUAACAAGACACAGUAAAUGUUAUUCGAAAUAUUGUAAUAUGCAACCAAUUGAAAAAACAUCGUGUGCUACACAAUUGUUGUCAGCAAAUUGUUAUUCGCCAAUUUGUUUAUUAAAGGCACGAUUAAAACGGGAGCUUAUUAUUCUUAUGAGGAAGGUGAAUGCAGUGAAUAAUAAUCAGCUGUCGAGUUUAGCAAGAGUUGGAGAUGUCCCAGCAACGGCAACAACAACAGCUGCAGAUAAUAAAAAUGUGACAAUUAAAACUGAAGCCAGUGAAGAAAAUAAGGAGGCAAUUCGAAAAAAUUUGGAAUCGUCGACAAAUGCAUCAACAACUUCAGAUUUGGAGAAAGUGAAAACUAAAAAUGAGGAUGAAAAUGAACCGCAAGCAAAACGAAUUAAAUUAGAAGUGAAAGAAGAAGAAAAAGAUGUAAAAACAGAGAAACCGGAAACAAUUGUCACGAGUAAUAUUACAACGACAACAACAGUAACAACAACAACAACUAGUCAAACUGUUAAAACAGUCGAUGGUGUUGUACAAAAAACUCAGGAAAGUGUUACAUCGGAAAAUUCCAUUGAUGUCACGACAGUCACUUCCGAGACAAAAAGUGUUCCCGGGAAUACGACGACAAUUAUCGUAAAUCGUCGAGGACGAACAGUGCAUCGUUCUGCAGUGGCAAAAGAAUUAAAUGCCGAUGGUUCAGAGAGAAUUUAUUCGGCACAAUCAACUGAGGGUAAGGUUUAUUUGAAGAAAAUUUCCAUUUCAUUAGCUGAAAGAAAGAAGAAACGUACGCCCGUUAAAUAUCCAUUGUGUUCGACAUUUUGUACAAAAAAUAAACAUCGUAGUAUUCUUCUAUUGCCACAACAUGAAUUGAGAAAACUCGCUCGACAUGGUGGAAGAACGCCCGUUUUUGGAUUUAAUCAUUCGGCAAAGGCAAAUAUGUCGGUGUGGCCGUAUCAGUGUUCGAGGCCUCUAUUUAAAACAUGCUGGCUUUAUCGUACAGUGGGAUUAAAAUCUCUAUCGUCGGCUGCACUUCAAUUGAGAAUAUUGUGGGCAUGUUUGAGAUGGGACGAUAUGGCAACAAAACCAUUGUCAAAUGAUGGAAAACAUCAAAUAACAACUGACACGGAAAUAAUGUCAUUGGAAAUAUUAAAACAUCGACAUGUUGGACAAUUUUUGGAUAAAACACAAUAUUUACGUCGAAAAGUUCUUAUUCCAUUGGAACUUCCAAAACAAGUCCGAGAAGUCACUUCGAUAAGAAGCGGUUUACGAAAACGAAAACGACCGGAAUCGCCUCACAGUACGGAACCACAAGUCUCGGAGGAAUGGGUCGAUGAGGAUAAACUCGAACUCUGGGAAAUCAAACAAUACGGCGACAGGUUAGAGAAGGCUAAUGCCCAGAUUAUUACUAGGAGCCGUUCGGGCACACCACAAGUUGCAACUGGUGGCAAUCGUUCAUCAUUGUCAUCGGGUGGAAAUGCAUCAGCAACGGCCGCCGCUGGCGAUCAACUCGUCAGCGGUAAACAAACACCCGAGGAAAUUAAAGAGAAAAUGGAACAACAAUUGCGAAUGCAACGCGCCGCACAUCAACAAAAACGUGCACUCGAAACACUCAAGAGUCCAGCGAAUGCAAAUUUACCCGCUAAUCAACUCGUCAAAGUCACCACCAGCUCCAAUCAAGAUGGAGCUAUAAAAGUCGUGACAAAAGUUGCAAUUCCCGCUAAUCCAAAUGCGGGAAAAUCACAACUUACCUCAUUAUUGACAACACCAACGCAAAAUAAGGCUCUAAUUGGAACACGACGAAUUUACAUGACAAAAACUCCUGAUGGAAAUACGCGAAUGAUAACGGGACCAACGAGUAUUCUUCCAAAGACUGAAUCGCCACAAACUCCAAAUCGUCAACAAUCAUUAAUAAAAGUAACUGGCACACCGAUACCGGCUCCAAAUCCUGCACUACAAAGUAUUCAACAACGUGUACAAAUAUUACGUGGUCCCGAUGGUAAAUUACAAGUUCGUGGAUUAAUGCCCGGUCAACAAUUGGUACAAAUGCCCGAUGGUAAAUUACAUGUUUUAAAUACAAAUCAAACAGCACAACAAAUUGCCACAGCUCAACAACAACAACAAAAUACUCCCGUUAAUUCGCCACUUUCAACAACACCAACGACAAUAACAAAAACAACAAAUACAGCAGCACCAAAAAUUGCUCCUGUUAAAAUUACACCAGCAAAAACAACUGCUGUUAUUCAACAAGAUGGUACAACGGAACAACAACAACAACAAACGCCAAAAAUUGUACAAAGAAAAACGGGAACACCGGCAAAAAAUACAAUUCUUGUUACAAGUAGUGGACAAAUUGUACAAGGACAACAAAUAUUACAAAGUGGCGCACAAGUUGUUGGUGGUAAUCAAAUUGUUGUUAAUAAUCCAACAUUGGCGCAACAACUCGCUUCGGGUAAAGCACAAUUGGCAACAAUUGGUGGGCAUCAAGUUAUUAUAAGAAGUACAUCGGCUGGUAAUCAAAUAUUCCAUUUGAAUUCCACUUCUACAACAUCAACGAAUAAUAGUGGAAUUAUUGUGAAAAAUAGUCCAACUGGAAAAUUAGUGACAAAAAUUGAAAAUACACAGGAAAAUGUUGUUGUUAAUAAUAAUAAUAAUGUUAAUGCAACACCAAUUACAAGUGUAACGACAACAACAACAACGACAAUAACGGCAAAUAAUUUGAGUACAACAACGGCGACGAGUACAAUAACAACGACAGCAACAACAACAACAAAUACAAGUCAAGGGAGUGUUGUGACAACGCCGCAAACGACGACGACGACAACAACGUCAACGGCGGCAACACCGGGUAGUGUUGAGGCAUCAUUAUUAGUUGGACAUCCACCGGGAACGAUUAUCAAGUGUGUUACCGCUCAAGUAAUACAAACGAGUCAGGGACCAAGAAUUGUACUUCAGGGAUUGCAGGGUACCGAUUUUACACCACAGCAAUUGUCAAUGGUACAGCAACAGGUGAAGCAACAACUUUUAAAAGCGCAAGCAACCACCGGCAAACAAGGCGUUCUUGGGCCAACGAAACUUUAUGUUGCUGUUCAUCCACCGGCUACUCCAUCAACUCCAGCGCAAACUUCAGGCCUCACUCCAACCACAACUACUCCAGUUGUUAAUUCUAAAACCGAACCGGAAACUGAAAAUGAACAAAAUUCUCCUACUCUUUCACCUGUUAUCAAGAAAGAAACGGAAAUAAAGGCGGAAGUUACUUCUACACCUGCGACACCGGAAAAACCAAAAGUUGUUGUUCAACAAGUUGGAAGAAAUGCAGAAACCGAAGAUGGACCACAAAAAAUUCAAAUGGCAAAUGGUCAACAACCAUUGCAAACAUUGAAAAAAGAACCUGGUCAAGCUUCGAAUAAAUUUGUCAUUACUCCCGAUUAUAUUCAACAAACUAUUAAAAGUGCAUUGAAACAAGAAAAUUUAAAUCCUGAAAUUGAGGAGAAAUUAUUGCAACUUCAACGUUAUCAGGAGAAACAAAUGAAAGGCACAGAAAAUACAAUAACAAGUAAUCAGAGUCAUCAUCAAAUUACAACAACGCCACGAACACCAGCGAGAAAAAGACCAGCGCCAAUGACAACAACAACAACACCUGUAACAACAGCAACAACAACAACAACAACAAACAUUCCACCACCGGUAAACGUCACUAAUUUACAAAAUCUCGUCAAUGAUAAAGACAUUGAUUGGACGGAGCCACCAAAGAAGAAACCAUCGCCGAAAAUCGAUCAUCAUCAUCGAGAGCCCGUCAAUAAAAGACGAAGUGAUGAAUUGGAAAUGCAGGAGAAUGAAAUCUCGCCGAAGAGUCGGCCAAAUAAAUUGCGCGACUCGCAGGAUUUAAAGAGAAAAUCAAGGGUGACAUCGCAAAUGAAUGUUUUACUUUUUCGUCAUAAGGAAAUGUUGAAAAAAGAUAUUCUCAAAAAACGAGCGCUUCUUGAAAAGGAACUUUCCAUCGAUAUACAGAAGGAUCUCUCGGCAGAAUUGGCGAGUCGAACAAAAGCUGAGAGGCAUAAACAAGAUGAGGUUAAAGUUGGAAGCGCAAAACGUAAAGGUAACGCGCAACCUGGACAACAAGUGAGUCCGCCAAACCGAGGGGGAAAACCAAAAAAUCGAAGGAGCCACGGCAAUAGUACAACGCCACCAGGUGGUUCAUCGGCGGCGAAUGCAAAUCGAAUCAAAAAAGAGAAACUUUAUUGUCUCUGCAGGACACCAUAUGAUGAAACUAAGUUCUACGUGGGAUGUGAUUUGUGCAACAAUUGGUUCCAUGGUGAAUGUGUUGGCAUUACCGAGGAAAUGAGUAAAACUCUCUCGGAAUUUGUUUGUACCGAAUGUCGACACGCAAGAGACACACAGGAACUUUAUUGCCUUUGUAAACAGCCUUACGAUGAAUCUCAGUUUUACAUCUGUUGUGACAAAUGUCAGGACUGGUUCCACGGUCGUUGCGUUGGUAUUUUACAAUCAGAAGCGGACAAUAUUGACGAAUAUGUGUGUCCAAAUUGUCAACGUAAUUCGUCGGUGAAUUUUGCGAAUAUGAAAAAUUUAAAUGCAAAAGAUCUCGAUCUGUUGAAAAAAUUAAUCAAACAAAUACAGCAACACAAAAGUGCUUGGCCGUUUAUGGAACCUGUCGAUCCGAAUGAGGCACCUGAUUAUUAUAAAGUUAUCAAAGAACCAAUGGAUCUACAAACAAUUGAAUUGAGGAUAAACGACAAGAGUUACAAAAAAUUAAGUGAAUUUAUUGGCGACAUGACAAAAAUAUUUGACAAUUGCCGCUACUAUAAUCCAAAGGAAUCGCCAUUCUUCAAAUGUGCCGAGGCCCUUGAAACUUAUUUCGUCCAUAAAAUCAAGUGUCUACGGGAAAAGUUCUCCGAAGGUAAAUGAAAAAAGCAAAAUUAAAAACAAAAAUCAAACGAACAAUUUAAAACUUACUAAAAAAAAAGUGUCGUGUAAAAUAUUGAAAAAAAAAUAACUUUUACAAUUUAAAUUUCGCCAAAUGCGAAAAGAGCCGAGAGAGACUCGCAGUUAACGCGGUUUUUUUUUUUAAUUAUUGUUUUCCCUCUAAGAAAAAAAAUUCCGCGAAUUAAAACAAAAAAUAAAUCAGUGAAAAUAAUUUCGUGUGUGUAAAAGAAGAGAAGAGAAGAGGAAGAAGAAAAUAAAUUGCAAAAAAAAAAAUUGAAGAAAAUCGAGGAAAAAUUAUGAAAGAAAAUUAAAAAGGGGGAGGGGAAACAAAGAAGAAGAAAAAUGUGUGUAAAAGAAGAGAAAGGAGAACCGCUUCUGUGCCAGUAAAAAUAAAAAAUAAACACAAAACUCAAAUUUAGAUCUUAAGUAAUAAAACCAGUAGCGUUAAAAACGUUUCACGUUGUUUUUUUUUUUUUUUUUUUUUUUUAUUUUUUUUCUCUCUUUUUUAAUUUAAUUUAUUCGCUCCUGUGUAUGUGUCACACGUCUCUCGACGCGGAAUAUUUUUUUUUUUUUUUUUUUUACCGAAUUAUACAUAAUAAUAGUAAUAUUAUUAUUAUUAACAAUAAUAAUAAUAAUAAUAAUAAUUGAAGAUGAGAAGAAAAAAUGGUAGCUGAAAAUAAUAUAAAAAAAAGAAAAUAAUUCAAUAUUUGACGCUAGAAAAAAGAAAAUGCAAAAAAAGAAAAGAAUGAAUGAAAAAUGUGUGAAUGAUUAAUUGGGGAAAAAGAAGAAAAAGAAUCAAGAAAAAAAACUAAAAAUUUAUAGGAAUCAAUAAAGAAAAGAAGCCAAACGUGUUUCGGUUAAAAUUUUCUUAUACAGAAAAAGUGCAUAAUAAUAUUUAUUCAUUGAUAAAUAAUAAUUAAUAAUUGUUAAAUGAUAAUUAAUUAAUUUAUAAUUGCUGAAGCAAAUUUUGUAAAUUUGAAGAAAAAAAAAAUUAAUCAAGCCGAAGAAGAGAAGAAAAAUUUGUAAAUUUGGGAAAAGAAAAAUUUUUUAUAAUUACGGAAAAAAAAGUACGAAAGAAAAAAAUUAUGUAAAUUUGAAAGCGAAAAAUUAAUAAUGAAAAGGAGAAUAAAAUUUGGACAAUUUUAAAUAAAAAUAAAAUAAUGGACAAGAGAAGAAACUAUGAAAAGAAGAAAAAAAGAAGAGAAAGAAAUAAAGAACAAAAAAAAAGAAAGAAGAAAAUUAAGAAAAAAAAUAGAAAAUAAAUUCAAAGACGGAAAAAAGGUGAAAAUUCCCCGAAUAAAUGAGAAAGAAGAGGAAUAAAUGAUGAAGAAUAAAUGGAAAAAGAAGAAUUAAAAAAAGAGAUGAAAAAUAUUCUUUUUUUUAUUUAUUUUUUUUUUUUUUGAAAAUAAUUGUAAAUAGCGAUUUAAAAAGAAAGAAGCGUUGAAAAGCUUUUUCCGCUUUAAAAGAAAAAAAAAAAAGAAAAAUAAUCAUUUUUGCGCGUCAUAAAAAAAGCUUUCUUUGUUUCGAAUUCGUUUUCCUCCCCUUCCCCCCUUUGCCCCCCUCAUUUUUCUCUCGGCAUUCUAAAAAAAAAUCAAUUAAGAAUUUUUUUUUUUUUUAAAUACGAAAGAAAAAAAGUAAAUUAUUUUGAAAUUUUCGAAAAAUAAUUUACUUUUUUUCAAAGAGAAGGAAAGUUUUAUACUUUUUUUUUCUUUUUUUUUUUUUAAUGAGAGAGAAAGAAAGUUAAUUAUUUUUAUUUCCUUUUCAUUCUCUAAAAAAAAGAAUUUUUUUUAACAAAAACGAAAAAAAUUCCUUUUUUUGUAAUACAAAAAGGAAAAAAAUAUUUUUUCCAAAAGAAAUAAAAAUAAUUUUUUUUUUUUUUUAAAUAAGAAAAAAGUGUACUUAACGGAUCGAAAAAACUUUUUUUUUACUCUAUAUAUAAAAUUUGCAAGAUCCGUUGAUUGAUAAAAAAAAUUCUUUCAAUGUCAAAAAGAAUUUUCUUUUGUUUUUUUAGUUUUUUUUUCUCUCCUUUCAGUGAAUUUUUUUCUAACACAAUUUUUCUAUUUUUUUUUCUCUCUCUCUCUCUUUCUUUCUCUUCUUUCUUUUUUUUCUUGUACGUUGUGUUGAAAAAAAAGAAAGAAAUUUAGAGAAUUAAUUUAUAUACAUAGUUAUAUAUAUAUAGAGAAAAAAAAUGCCAGGAGAUGAAGAUGCUUGUACAGUAUUUUUUAAAUGUAAACCCUCCCUUCCCUCCUUUGCCCCCCCCCCUCGCAACCUUGUGAGCUCAUCAUCUUCGAUCUGUUUAAUUAUUAUUAUUAUGUAAUUUUUUUCCAAUUUUUUCCGUUUUUUUUUUUAACGUAUUGGCGAUCAUUUUUGAAAAAAAGUCGUUAAGCCCCCUUAAACCCCUUUUUUGAAAGAAAAAAAUGAUCGAGUUUUUAAAUCGCAAAAUCGAAAAAAAAUUUGCUUUUAAUCUUUUUUAUCUUCUUUCUAUUUUUAAGUCUUUUUGUACCAUAUUUUCUUCAUUUAAAAAAAAUUUUUUUUCUUUCUUCUUUCCCGCCUUUUCUUUCUUUCUUUCUUUCUUUCUUUAAUAACAAAGAAAAAAAGAAAGAAAAGUUUAUGUCUGCGAUUUAAAAACUGAAUUCUUUUUUCAAUUUCAUAAUUUUUGCAAAAAAAAAAAGAAAAAUACUUUCUCUUUCUCUCUUUGUUCUUCCCCUGUCCCCUGAAAAAUAUUUUGUCAUCAAUUUCUAUUAUAUUGAUUAUAAAAAAAAAAAAUGAGGUGUUUAUUUUUCAUCGAAGACGAAAAAAAAAUGAAAGAGCAACAAAGUGUGAUUAUUAUCUAAGUAUAUUCAUCUCGAUCUUAAUAUUAAAUAGUUUAUAAUAAAUAUAUUUGUACUAAUUUUAAUCAGGAA
Leptopilina boulardi is the source of this 12960-nucleotide messenger RNA. RefSeq names its product nucleosome-remodeling factor subunit NURF301-like (gene E(bx)). Gene Ontology annotation, molecular function: RNA polymerase II cis-regulatory region sequence-specific DNA binding. The coding region runs from base 1238 to 10039 and encodes 2933 amino acids. The transcript is spliced from 22 exons. The record is from RefSeq and is a predicted model, not a curated record. Gene Ontology annotation, cellular component: NURF complex. Gene Ontology annotation, biological process: regulation of transcription by RNA polymerase II. Lineage: Eukaryota; Metazoa; Arthropoda; Insecta; Hymenoptera; Figitidae.